ACAGGUAGAUAAUAAAAAACAACUAAAUAAAAUACUUCCGGGAUGAUAUUUUGUCAAAAUUAUGAUUAAGUUUUUCAAAUGGAUAAACUUUUGGUGAUUGUGUUAUUGUUGAUGGUUAAAGAUCUAAUUCGUUGUAGUAAUGAAGGGAUUACUUGUGAAUUUGAGUUAGACUUUUGUGGAUGGAAUAGAGACAACUGGAUAAGAAGAAACAAAUCUAAAUUUGGUACAUCAGGUCCACAAGAACCUGCACAUGGAGACUUUUUUGCUCAAAUUGAUAGCGAGAUUUCCAACAGAGAUUCUACUUUGAAAGUAGAUUUCAGCAAGCCAGUCGGCAUUUCAUGUAUCAAAUUCAGACACCAUUUAUACGGAGAUUACUCAAAAGAAUUAAAAUUUGGUUACUAUGUAUCCAGUGGAAUUCUUACAGUUCUCAAUACGAUUGAAAAAAAAGAAAAUUUCUGGGGUUGUUCGACCGUUGUUCUCUCAGAUUUGCCAAGUCAAGCUCAAGGGAUUUUUUUCCAAGCAGAAACAGGAGAAAACGCAUUCAGUAUUAUUGCCCUGGAUAGCAUAACAUUUAACCAAGGAAAUGAAAAAUGCAACGAUGUCGCAAAUUGUCCAGUACCAAAACCACCACCCACUACCACUACAAAACAGCCAUCAACUGUAACACCAACAGAUAAAACAUCCGGUUCAUCAAAUGAAAUAUGGUUCAUAGUUGGUGGAGCUUGUGGUGGGGUUGUCUUAUUAGCUAUUAUUAUCAUCAUUUUAUGUAUUUUAAAGAGAAGGCGAAGCAAGAGAAAUAUUCCAAGUCUACCAUCUGCAUCAUUUUUAAAUAACCCCAACAGCAGACAACUUCCGGCCAUACCUUGUGACCAAAAUAUAAGUAAUGGAUCAAUUAUGUCGAUAGCAGAGUCAUACGGGGACAGAAAAGUUUCAAUACAGCCUACACCAGAUCCAAUCGCGUUAAAAAAUGACGACGAGGUUUGGAAAAACGAGCAUGUUCAGACUCAGCCUACAGAUCCUAUCAUGUUAAAAAAUGACGACGCCUGGGAAAACGAGAACGUGUCAACAGAAACUGAUAACAACCGCGUGGCAUCAACGGACUAUACAGACAUAUUGGAGACCAGUCCAGUGAGGGAAAACAAAAGUGACUUAAGUGAUUAUAUUCAUGUACCACCAGACUAUCCGAAUGAUGAUGAAACAUCACAAAAAGAUUAUAUUAUUCCAGAGGAAGAAAAGCAGUCAAAUGAAGAGGAUGAAAAUGCAAAAAUAGAACAUAAUGAGACAAAGAAAGAUCAUAUUUAUAUGAAUGAACCCGAUGAUGAUUAUUUAGAACCAAUUAAUGCUCUAGGAGAAUCGAUUCGUGCACCCGAUAAUCAGUACGAAUCAGAUCCAACGGAUAAGGGUAGUAAAACCAAAACUUCUCCCGUUAACCUGUGUGUUGCUCCAUACACCGAGGAGCACCUAGAAAUACCCCAAAUACCUGUUAUGCAUAGAGAAAAGUAUCAUCUAAAUGCUGAAAAUAAAGAGGACACAGAUAACGACUAUGACGAUGCUGCAACGGUAUUAAACGGUUAUACUACUGAAAACAGUGAUCAAGAUGAACUUUAUGACAAUUCUAAGGGUGAAAAAGAAACUAAUUCGAUAAAAAGUGAUAAUGAAGAUUAUUUAUAUAUGUCAGAAAACCGAAAAGAGGAAGAUUGUGACAAACCAACCAAAGAUGGUAAGGACAAUUCGGGGGAUGGACAAGACAAUAAUUCAGUAAAUAGUGAUAAAGAAGAUUAUUUCGAUAUGUCGGAAAAUGAACAAGAUGAAGACUAUGUAAAGCCAACGAUAGAUACAAGCUAAUAUUUACUCACUCAUUUAUGGUCUACAUACUAAGCAUUUAAACAGAAAAGUAUUUUAUAAACUUAUACCAAGUGUUACAAAUUUUAUGUGCAGAUUGCAAUAUUGUAUAUUAGAAUUUUUGGUAUUUGUUUCAGUUGGUACACACUCAAGCCAAUGUGAUGUAACCCUAAAAGUAGGUAUACAAAAUUUGUACCUUGUUUGUUUCAUUCAUGAUAGAGUCUGAGCUAGUAAUCUUGCUCUGAUUAAUGAAAUUUUCCUGACUUGUGUGCUUUGCACCAAAGAGGGUCUGAUAAAUAAAAUGAGUUGAUGAAGAUAAAUAAGAUAGAUAAUAAAGGAAACAGUAGUA
This is a messenger RNA of Mytilus trossulus (common blue mussel), 2191 nucleotides long. RefSeq lists its product as uncharacterized. Gene Ontology annotation, cellular component: membrane. The coding region runs from base 79 to 1845 and encodes 588 amino acids. The record is from RefSeq and is a predicted model, not a curated record. The transcript has 7 exons. NCBI's taxonomy places the organism in Eukaryota, Metazoa, Mollusca, Bivalvia, Mytilida, Mytilidae.